GAUGUUUUGUCACUCAAGCAUAUUUGUAUGUCCAUUGUUAUCCAUUUACCUUUCGUGUGCCACACUUAUAUCAUGAGUCACUUCGUGUAAGGACAUCAACAAUCUCUAUCUCAACCUUUAGAUAUAGACAACUUUACUACACUAUAAAAGCCUAGUGAUGUGCCGUUGUUUUUCACAAAAGCAUCGGAGUUCAUUAGUCCCACAAGAACAUGGCGACCAUUAAUCGCUCCAUAGUUUUCUUCACUGUUUGCUUGUUCCUGUUGUGCCAUGGCUCCAUAGCCCAGCUAUUCAGCCAGGGUACUAGUCAGUGGCAGAGUGCUCGUCGUGGAAGUCCAAGAGAGUGCAGACUCGAUAGGUUGCAAGCACUCGAGCCGCUUCGAAGUGUAAAGUCCCAAGCUGGUACAACUGAGUUCUAUGAUGCCUCUAGUGAGAUGUUUCAAUGUACCGGUGUAUCUGUCGUCCGUCGAGUUAUUGAACCUAAAGGCCUUCUACUACCUCGUUACACCAAUACACCAACUCUAGUGUAUAUCAUCCAAGGGAGAGGUAUAACAGGGCCGACCUUCCCAGGAUGUCCCGAGACCUACCAACAACAGUUCCAACAAUCUGGGCAAGCCCAAGUGUUCGAGGGUCAGAGUCAAAGCCACCAGUUCAGAGAUGAGCACCAGAAGAUCCACCGUUUCAGACAAGGAGAUGUUGUCGCAUUGCCUGCUGGCAUAGCUCAUUGGUGCUACAAUGACGGUGAAGAGCCUGUUGUAGCCAUAUAUGUCUCUGAUACAAACAAUGGUGCAAACCAACUUGAACCAAGACAAAGGGAUUUCUUGUUAGCUGGCAACAAGAGAGGCCAGCAAACAUACAGGCCUGAGGUUGAGGAGCGCUCUCAGAACGUCUUCAGUGGCUUCAGCGUCGAACUGCUUAGCGAGGCUCUUGGCAUAAGCAGAGGGGUGGCAAGGCAACUCCAGAGUCAAAAUGACCCAAGAGGGGAAAUAGUUCACGCCGAGCGUGGCCUUGCGUUUCUCCAACCAUAUGCAUCAUUGCAGGAGCAGGAGCAGGAGCAGGAGCAGCAACAGCAACAGCAACAGCAACAGGUACAACAGGAAGAGUAUUACCAACCAAGACCAUAUCAGCAACAACAAUAUGGGGCUGGCUCCUCUAACGGUUUGGAUGAGAAUUUCUGUACCAUGAGGGUAAGGCAGAACAUCGAUAACCCUAACCUUGCUGAUACAUACAACCCGAGAGCUGGGAGGAUUACACAUCUCAACAGCCAAAAGUUCCCAAUUCUAAAUCUCAUACAGAUGAGUGCUGUCAAAGUUAAUCUAUACCAGGAUGCUCUUCUUUCACCAUUCUGGAACAUCAAUGCUCACAGCGUGGUGUACAUUACUCAAGGUUCUGCACGGGUUCAAGUUGUUAACAACAGAGGGAAAACAGUUUUCAACGGAGAGCUUCGCCGUGGACAGUUGCUAAUUAUACCAGAACACCAUGUAGUGCUGAAGAAGGCACAGAGAGAGGGAUGUGCAUAUAUUGCAUUUAAGACCAACCCUAACUCCAUGGUGAGCCACAUUGCAGGAAAGAGUUCCAUUUUCCGUGCCCUCCCAAAUGAUGUUAUAGCAACUGCAUACCGCAUCUCAAGAGAAGAGGCUAGGAGGCUCAAGAAUAACAGAGGAAAUGAGUUUGGUGCAUUCACUCCAAGUCACUCCUACAGAGGUUACCAAGAUGUAGCUGGUGGGGCUCAAUCCUCUUAG
Molecule: messenger RNA, 1739 nt
Organism: Phragmites australis (common reed)
Lineage: Eukaryota; Viridiplantae; Streptophyta; Magnoliopsida; Poales; Poaceae
Product: glutelin type-A 1-like
Exons: 4
Coding region: 210-1739 (509 amino acids)
Molecular function (GO): nutrient reservoir activity
Source: RefSeq, a predicted model, not a curated record